Messenger RNA from Pangasianodon hypophthalmus (striped catfish), 3852 nucleotides. RefSeq names its product potassium voltage-gated channel subfamily A member 3. Gene Ontology annotation, molecular function: protein binding; delayed rectifier potassium channel activity. Gene Ontology annotation, cellular component: voltage-gated potassium channel complex; membrane. Bases 343 to 1902 code for a protein of 519 amino acids. The transcript has 2 exons. The record is from RefSeq and is a predicted model, not a curated record. Gene Ontology annotation, biological process: potassium ion transmembrane transport; protein homooligomerization. NCBI's taxonomy places the organism in Eukaryota, Metazoa, Chordata, Actinopteri, Siluriformes, Pangasiidae.
CUCAACAGGUUUGUCCGACAGAAUCGACUCAAUGAAGUGAGUCAGAUCAGUAAAGCGAUUCAUAACAGACCAUCAAGGCACGGAGACGAAGCCUUUUGACGUCUGUCUGCUUUCUGAUUGGACGGAACAUGGGCUCGUGAGGAGUGAAAGGGUGGAUGGAGGCGAGUCUAAUAUGAUAUAAAGGCAGAGAGAAAAAAAGCGUGAAGGAAAGGGAGAAAGAAGGAAGGAGACAGAGGGGAGUGAACGAGUGAGAGAGAGAGAGAGAGAGAGAGAAAGGGAGCACGAGUCUCGUCUCGUCUCUUCUCCUCUCCUCUCCUCUCCUCAUCCCGCGCGCGCGCGUGCAUGUGUAUGGAUGACCACCUGAGUCUCCUCCGCUCUCCUCCGCCUUCCUCCUCCAAACACCGGGGCGACGGCACCCAGGUGAACCGCGGCUACACCGACACGGAGCGCGAGGACACCAUGACGGUGGUGGCGUGCGGCGAGAGCAACGUGGAGGAGCCCGCGCUCGAGCGCUACGAGCCCCAGCACGAGUGCUGCGAGCGGGUGGUGAUCAACAUCUCCGGGCUGCGCUUCGAGACGCAGCUCAAGACCCUCUCGCAGUUUCCGCAAACUUUACUCGGCGACCCGAAAAAGCGCAUGCGCUACUUCGAUCCGCUCAGGAACGAGUACUUUUUCGACCGCAACCGACCGAGUUUUGACGCCAUCCUGUACUACUAUCAGUCCGGCGGGCGCAUCCGGAGACCCGUGAACGUCCCCAUCGACAUUUUCUCCGAGGAGAUCCGCUUCUACGAGCUCGGGGAAGAGGCCAUGGAGAAAUUCCGGGAGGAUGAAGGAUUUAUUAAAGAAGAAGAGCGUCCUUUACCGACGCGCGAGUUUCAGAGGCAGGUGUGGCUCUUGUUUGAAUAUCCUGAAAGUUCAGGUCCGGCGCGCGCCAUCGCCAUCGUGUCGGUGCUUGUCAUUCUGAUCUCCAUCGUCAUCUUCUGCUUGGAGACGCUCCCUGAGUUCAGAGAGGAUGAUGACCGAGAACCAGCUGUCACCACCGCCACCAUGCUGAACUCCACCAGCACGGCUCUUCCGAGCCCGUUCUCGGACCCUUUCUUCGUCGUGGAGACGCUUUGCAUCAUCUGGUUCUCGUUCGAGCUCCUGGUGAGAUUCUUUGCGUGCCCGAGCAAGGCUACGUUCUCCAAGAACAUCAUGAACAUCAUUGACAUCGUGGCCAUCAUUCCGUACUUCAUAACGUUAGGGACGGAACUCGCGGAGCGCCAGGGGAACGGUCAGCAGGCCAUGAGUUUAGCCAUUCUCCGAGUGAUCAGACUGGUGCGCGUCUUCAGGAUCUUCAAACUCUCACGCCACUCCAAGGGCCUCCAGAUUCUGGGUCAGACGCUCAAGGCCAGCAUGCGGGAACUGGGCUUGCUCAUCUUCUUUCUCUUCAUCGGAGUCAUCCUGUUCUCCAGUGCCGUCUAUUUCGCCGAAGCGGACGACCCAGACUCAGGCUUCAACAGCAUCCCGGAUGCCUUCUGGUGGGCCGUGGUGACCAUGACCACGGUGGGAUACGGAGACAUGCACCCUGUGACAAUCGGGGGCAAAAUCGUCGGGUCGUUGUGUGCCAUCGCAGGCGUCUUGACCAUCGCUCUUCCUGUCCCGGUCAUCGUCUCAAACUUCAACUACUUCUACCACCGGGAGACGGAAGGAGAGGAGCAGGCACAGUACCUACACGUCGCAAGCUGCCAGCCACUCUCGUCCUCGUCCGAGGAGCUGAAGAAGACGCGCUGCUCGUCCUCAUCCUCGCUCAGCCGAUCCGAGUACAUGGUGAUCGAAGAAGGAGCCUUCACCCAGCCCAACUUCCCGUCUCAGAACAACCAGAACUGCGUCCAUAUCAAAAAGAUCUUUACAGACGUUUAAGACUUAUUUUAAUAACAAUGUAACAGACUGUAAUAACAGUAAUCAUCCUCCUUGAGUCGUGUGUGAAGGUUAGGCAUGACUGUGACCUCCAUUUUACGCUUGACAGGUGAGGAGAGACGUCGAAGCCCCCAUGUGUCCAUCUGCUCAUCCAUCUUACUGUGUGCUCUCAGUGUUAACUCGUUAGGAGACGCUAAAAGGACAAAUGCUAAUUACCUUCAUUUAAUGAUUAGUAUUAAGCAGAAGUGAUGUAAGCUAGUGUACUUGCAGUUUUAAUCAGUUUCUCUGCAUAAACACUCCACAGACAGAGAGAGAUAGACAGAGGGAGACAGACAGAGAGAGGGAGAGAUAGACCACUCAGUCUGGAGUUUAUAAUCGUAAUCCUAAAGUCUCAUUAUAAUAAUGGACUCGAAUAAUUUGGGUUAUUUUCCUGUCUUGUGUGUCGUCAGUAUUUCAUAUCAGUGUAAUAAUGAACACUGUUAUGCAUGUGUGUGCGUGAUUGACACCACACACACUCACACACACACACACACACACACACACACACAAACGCCUAAACAUUUUGAGUGCCGAAGGACAAGGGAAAGGUAUAAAGGAUAGAGAGGGAGGGAUAGAGACAGCAUCCAGCUUGCUCCUGGAAUGAUGAGGUCUCCAUAGUGACGCCGGUUUCCCCGGUAACCCGCUGCUGUUGCCAUGGCAUCCUGAUCGGUUUCAAGGGCGAGUCUCCAGAUGGCUGUGCCAUGAAUGAAUAAACGAGCCAGGAUGCACAAUGGAGUAAACAAACAUGCAACAGGCGUCCACACACUCCGAGAUGAAGUGCAGUAAACGAGGACGUCUUACGGAGGAGGAAUGUUUCUCGUGUUCUAAAGAGGAGACACUUCAUCACAUGAAGGCAGAGUGGAGUUAUGAAUGAAUGCUGACACACUCUUCCCGCCCCAUGGAGUGUGAACGCACAGUGCUAAGGAACAGCCAGGAAAGGGAAGAAGACUUCAGCUCAUCUUCAUUUGCCAAAUGGAGGGAUUCAUGGACGGUUCCCUUGGUCUUUUAGCCCCACUGGAGGAGGUGCCUUCAAAUCUGCCCUAGGCUCUGGACUUUUUCUUCAGACUGUUGCCCUUGACCUUUGCUUCAGACUUUUGGCCUAGCCUUUUACCAUAAUCUUUUGCCCUUGGUUGGUUAGUAAUAGACUUUUGCCCCUUGACCUUUGCUCUAGACUUUUGCCCUAGACCUUUACAUAGUCCUUUGCCCUGGACUUUUGUCCUUUGGUAUUUGCCCUAGAUUUUACACUAUGCUUUUGGCCAAGCCUAAUACAUAUAGUUUAACCCUGGACUUUUGCCUUACACUUUUGUUCCAGCCCUUUACCCCUGGUGUUUGCUCUAGCCUUUUGCCCUGGACUUGUGCCCUAGGCUUUUACCCCAGGGCAUUUAUCCUAGAUUUUUUUGCACUAGCCCUAGCCAUUGUUUUGUGCCAUAGCUGUUGUCGCAGCUUGUGCCGUACAGCUUAGCCCAGGACUUUUUCCUUUCAACAUUUAGCCUGGCCCUUUGCCCUUGGACGUUUGCCCUAGAUGCUGAUCCCAGACUUUUGCCCUAGAUGCUGAUCCCAGACUUUGGUCCUUGGACGCUGGCUGUAGCCUUUUUCCCUAGACUCAGAUCUUUACCCUUACUUCACCACUUGCCUUUCUUCAUCCUGUCAUUCCCCUCUCUCUAUCGUUCUCCCAAUUUCAGACUGUUACUUUAGGUGUGUGUGUGAGUGUGUGUGUGUGUGUGUGUUGCUCCUGCUGCUCUGCUGCUAUAAGUGUAAAGCCUCACUAAAGUGCCCCUUCUUGCCCUUUUCCCACUUUGUGUGCAGCGGGAGGAGGACGAAUGCUAGUUAUGCUAAUUCCAUCCCUUGUCAUGUGCUGUCAGGAUGUGAUGUCGUCAUUGACGUGGCUGUAUAAAAUGGAUAGAUGUAAACACA